AAAUACCGAAUCAAAAUAAGCAACCAUUUCACUUUCCUAUUCGUUUUAUGAAAUCCUCAACAAGAGAACGAACAAUGUCGUGCGCACGACUGAAUGUUAAACAGCAAACAGUCUGUCGUGUUUUAUAUCGCAUAGUGAUAAUAUUAUUUAAUUUAGGUCUACGCGGUUAAUUUUCUGAAGUAAAUAGGGCUCAUGUCUUCUGUCGACGCUGUAAAAGCUACAAAUGACGAUGCAACUAUGUGCAAACGUUGGGCCGUUCAGCAGGUUACUGAAAGACGAGUACAUCAAGUAUUUCUGUCACACAUGUGAGCGUCGAGCGCCGGAGAUUAGCAGAGGCUACUAUGCCAGAGUGAUGGGAGUCAAGCACCUGCUGCAGCAGUUCAUACAGAUGACGGGCGGUGCCUGCCAAAUUAUUAGUCUUGGUGCCGGAUAUGACACGUUGUACUGGAGGCUAUGUGAUGAAAGAACCACUAUCACCCGAUUUGUUGAGGUCGACUUUUCGGACGUUACAUCGAAGAAAUGCUAUGUUAUCAAAAAACGAAAACAGCUAUUGCAGAAAAUAAAUUCAGAAGACGACGACAUUCUGCUCAGCCGGACAGAUCUACACAGUUCCAUCUAUCAUCUCGUUGCUGCCGACUUGAGGAAUCUAAAGGAGUUUGAUUCAAAGCUUGGUUCCUAUUAACUGGAUGGAAUGGUGCCGAAUCAUUGGAAAUGAUGCAGGUUUAUAAGAGGCUACCACAGGCAGAUAUACAGAGAAUUCAAAAACUCGAGUUCAUGGACGAUGUCGAGGUGAUCAGCCAAUUGUUCCAGCAUUACGCCAUUACGUGGGCAUUCAAAGAUGCAGCUAAUAUUGGUCUUCAAGGAAUUGCUGUCUAGUUAUAUUGCAUUACACGUGGCUUACUAUUUAAUGAAAUGCAUUCAAUAUUAUACAAAAGGAACCAACAUGUUAAAAAAAUGGCAUAACAAAUUCAUAUUUGGUCUGAAAGCACAUAAGUACAAAUUUAAUGACUCUAGUCAGAUUUCGAAUAGUCGUAGAGUAAAUUACAAAAAAAAUUUCCCGGCAUAUGAUGUAUAUUACAUGGUUUUACGCACUCACAUUGACAUAUAAACGUCUCCAGUCUUCCAUGCUUCCAUUGCUUUAGUCUAUCUACGUUUAACUGUGCGAUGUAAUCUGCUUAUCAUGGCUUAUUCUUGGAGAUUCCUAUAUGUAAUUAUUGUAAAUAUAUGCAUCCUAUAUACACAAAAAUUCUCCUACUUUCUA
Molecule: messenger RNA, 1261 nt
Organism: Priapulus caudatus
Lineage: Eukaryota; Metazoa; Priapulida; Priapulimorpha; Priapulimorphida; Priapulidae
Product: leucine carboxyl methyltransferase 1-like
Biological process (GO): C-terminal protein methylation
Cellular component (GO): cytosol
Molecular function (GO): protein C-terminal leucine carboxyl O-methyltransferase activity
Source: RefSeq, a predicted model, not a curated record